Paramecium octaurelia is the source of this 2690-nucleotide messenger RNA. Lineage: Eukaryota; Ciliophora; Oligohymenophorea; Peniculida; Parameciidae. The record is from the annotation of a GenBank genome assembly.
AUGAAUCAAAAAAAUACAAUCGUCCCAGGAGUUGAGGCAAAAUUGUUGUCAGAAUAAAGUGAAUCAGGUUUAUACAGUGCGAAAAUUAACAGUAGUAAAUCGAUAUUUCAAAAAUCAUCUCCUUUUUAUGCUGAUGUUUAUUUCUUCCAAACAAAUGGUAAGAAGCCUUUCAAUUAUGAAAAAAAGAAUGAUUAUGUGAAGAAAUUUACUGAUAAUUUGUUAGAUCCUGUUCGCAAAACAAAAAAAAUAAAAAAUUUUCAUUUGUCAUUAAUUGGGGAUAAGGGGUCUUCCGAUGAGAUUUUUUUUUAAAGAAAGUCAUCUACGCUUUCUCAACUAAAUCAGAAAUAACUAAGGUUUUUUUAAAAGCUUCAAGAAGCAUUAAUGCUUUAACUCGAAAAACUACCUUUAAUACAUCCUAGUUAAUAUAUGAAAAUGAUAUGGGAUAUUGUGGCUGUUACUGCAAGAUUAUAUUUUUUAUACAUAAUCCCUAUUGAUUUAGCUUGGGUUCAAUAGCAAUUCAUAUUCCAUGAUUUUAAAUACAUCUCAAUACUUUUUCUGCUUAUUUUAAUAUUCGAUUUAUUGAUCAGUUUAAAUACAGUGUACUUUUCAAACGGAGAAGCGGUUACCUCCAGAGUCCAGAUUGUGAAACAAAGUCUAUAUAACACUUAUGGUUUAUAGUGGCUAUCAGUGUUUUAGUUGCUAAUUUAUUUCAUAACAGACAGAUUUGUCAAUAUUUCACUUGAUGUUGAGAAUAAUGUAAUCAAUGUAGGUUUGUUGAUAUUUCUGGUUCAUCACAAAACUAUAAUAAACUAUGCAACAAACUAUGAGGAAGGAUUGAACAUCUCAAAGAAAACAUCCUCUUUGUUUGCUUUAUUUAAAUUGAUAGCCUUUUUAUUUUAUGUGAUUCAUUUAUUUUCCUGUUUUUGGUUUUGGGUAACUUUAAUAUACUAAAUUAGAUUGGAAGAUAUAGCAUUGAAAAUUAUGAAGGAAAGAGCUGGAUCAUGGCAACUAACAUGUAUGAAUAGAAAUGGAACACCCAAUAUCUAUAAGCUUUUUAUUAUACAGCAGUGACAAUGUUCACAGUUGGUUAUGGAGACGUGACACCACAAUCUAGUCUUGAGAAAAUUGUGUCGAUUGUCUUGAUUAUGAUUUCAAGUAUUCAGCUCCCCUAUAGUGUUAAUACAGUAGGAAAUAUUAUCAAAGAAAUAUCAGCUUUUUCUGAAGAACGAAAGAGGAAGUUAAGGAUUAUCAAUUCUUAUAUGAAUAAGAGUUCAAUGUCUUUGGGUUUGAAAAUGAAAAUAAGAUAGUAUUUAACAUAUUAUUGGGAAAACAAAGUAGUAUCUUAAUCUGAAGAGGAAAAGGAAAUUAUUGAUUCUUUAUCUGAAUUUUUGAGAUAGCAAUUAAUUAGUGAAGCCCAUUAGAAAAUAUUUGAUCAGUGCACAUUAUUUAAAAUACCAUUUAGUGAUUAAUUUAAAAGGCAAUUGAUUAAGGAGGUAGAGGAAGUGCUACUAACUCCAGAAUAGGAUUUAAAGUCAACUAAUGAUAUAUUACUCUAUUAUAUUGAGGACGGUUCAAUUCAAAUUUGUUUACAAGAAGGUAGAAAGAUUAAUUUAGGGAUUGUUAAUAAAGGGGCUUCCAUUGGGAUUAAGAACUUUAUUAUGGGUACUGAGUCUUUAGAGAGCUAUAAAAGUGUUGGAUUUACUAAGGCCAUGAUAUUAAAGCGGAGAAAUUUUCUUAAAAUAUUACAGGAACAUCCAGAGGAUUAAGAAUUAUUUUGUGCUGUAAGAGAUAAAAUGAUAUUUUAUUAAGAUGAUUAGUACUUUACUGUUACUUGUUUUUCAUGUGGGAAGCAAUCUCAUAAAUUAAUUGAAUGCCCAUUAAUCAAAUUUGUUCCGAAUAAGGAGUUUAUCAUUAAAAAACAUCUGUAUCCUUAGUAACAAACUAGGAAACAAUUUGAUAGAUCAAGAAAAAAAGUGAAUUCAUUAAUUCUGAAUAAAAAGAAGCUUGAAUAAUGUGCUUUGUUAAUCCAGAAAGAUGAACCGAUAUUAUUUCAAUUAUAUAGAUUUGAUCACAUGUAUAAUAUAGAUGAAGAUUAGUAAUUAAAACGUAACAUUAAGUAAACGACUUCAUUUCAGAACAUCAAUCAUCAUCAUCCAUAAAAUAAGAGGGAAAGAUAUUUUUCAAUUUAAGAUCAAACUUAAAAAUUAAUUAAAAAAAAGUUUCAGCGUCUUGUUAAUAAAUUGAUAUCAAUAAAUAAAGUUUAUCCUUAUUUUUUAAUUUAAACGUAUGUUCAAUAUGAAAAGUAGAUAGAAUAACGGUAGGUUAGCAUGACUUUAUAAAUUUUAGAAUAAAGAUGUAAGAAUAUAAGUUAAAUAGCAAGCAAAUAGUUUGCUAAGUAUCAAAUUGAUAUGUCAUUAAUCAUUUAAAAAUUAUCGAAUAAAUAGUAUAUAGACGACUUAGAAUUUGAAAGUCCAAAAGCAUAUAAGUUUUAUUUUAGGAAAGAUAACUUUUCAAUUGUGAAAUAGAAAACCUUUCUCGAAAAUCUAAACAUACUAAAAAAAUUCAUUUAGUACUUUUAAUAUCCUGGUGAUAUAAUUAAACAGUUUAAUCUAUCUUAAGUUGGAUUUUUCUUAUUAAUGAAUAAACGAAAACCAGUAAUAUGUUUUUCGGCUGAUAACGUUGUAAAAUGA